CGUCUCCGCUGCACGGGGGCCGAGCGCUGGCAGCCUGCUCGGGAUGUGCUCCAGCAAGUGCCAAGUGCAGGGGCACUGCCACUUCUCUGGGUCUCCGGCCCCGCUCCUGCGGCCCAGGGGCUGCGCAGGCGGCUCACGCACGCAGGGGAGUUCGACAGGGUCGCCGAGCUCGCCGAGAGGUUCCCGGGGUUCGUCCUGCCCUGCCUGGGAGUUCACCCCAUUCAGGGUGCCUCUCCAGAGGGGCGGCGCAGCGUCACUCUGCAGGAUCUGCAAGCUGCGCUGCCUCUUAUAGAGCGCUAUGAAGAUAAGUUGGUAGCAAUUGGAGAAGUUGGACUAGAUUUCACUCCCAGAUAUGCCAGCACGGAUGAACAGAAAGAAGGACAAAGACAGGUUUUGAUCCAGCAGAUUCAGUUAGCAAAAAGACUGGAUUUGCCCUUAAAUGUUCAUUCCUGUUCAGCGGGAAGACCAACCAUUCGUCUCUUACAGGAACAAGGUGCUGGGAAUGUGUUACUCCAUGCAUUCGAUGGGAAGCCAUCUGUAGCAAUGGAAGGGGUGAAAGCUGGAUAUUUCUUCUCCAUCCCACCUUCUGUUGUAAGGAAUAAGCAGAAUCAGAAACUUGUUAGAUUCCUACCCCUGGAAAAUAUAUGCUUAGAAAGCGACUCUCCUGUUCUGGGGCCUGUAAAACUGGUAAGAAAUGAACCAAAAAAUAUUUACGUUGCUGCUGACUGUAUUGCCAGUAUUAAAGGAAUACCAGUUGAAGAAGUUAUAGAAGUGACAACACAGAAUGCGCUGAGGGUAUUCCCCAAACUUCGGAACUUCCUUCGUUUGUAGGCUUAGCAACACAUAAAAUCUG
Molecule: messenger RNA, 853 nt
Organism: Tinamus guttatus (white-throated tinamou)
Lineage: Eukaryota; Metazoa; Chordata; Aves; Tinamiformes; Tinamidae
Source: RefSeq, a predicted model, not a curated record